Molecule: messenger RNA, 5042 nt
Organism: Notolabrus celidotus (New Zealand spotty)
Lineage: Eukaryota; Metazoa; Chordata; Actinopteri; Labriformes; Labridae
Gene: grpr
Product: gastrin-releasing peptide receptor
Exons: 4
Coding region: 40-1152 (370 amino acids)
Biological process (GO): G protein-coupled receptor signaling pathway
Cellular component (GO): membrane
Molecular function (GO): G protein-coupled peptide receptor activity
Source: RefSeq, a predicted model, not a curated record
GAGGAAACAGUCGCUGCUGCUGCUGCUGCUGAGGGACAGAUGGAGCAUCUGAGCCUGAACGCGUCGCGCUGCGUCACAGCUCUCCAGAGCUCGGCACGGACCAUGUGGAUCACCGGCGUGUUCAUCGCCUCAGUGUACGGUGUAAUCAGUGUGUUUGGGCUUAUAGGCAACAUCACACUCAUCAGGACGUUUUGUUCUGCCAAAUCCAUCCGCAAUGUGCCCAACCUGUUCAUGUCGAGCCUGGCUCUGGGGGACGUGUUGCUGCUGGUGACCUGCGCGCCGGUGGAUGCGAGCCGCUACCUGUCGGAGGAGUGGCUGUUCGGGAGAGUCGGCUGCAAAGUCAUCCCCUACAUCCAGCUCACCUCUGUCGGUGUGUCUGUGUUCACUCUUACGGCACUCUCUGCUGACAGGUACCGAGCCAUUGUGAAACCCUUAGACAUCCAAACAUCGAGAACCACUACCAGCAUCGUCCUGCGGGCGGCGCUUAUCUGGCUCUUCUCGCUGGUCUUGGCUAUCCCCGAGGCCAUCUUCUCUGACCUCCACACCUUCAACAUCGCCUCCACCAAUGAGAGCUUUGUCACCUGCGCUCCUUACCCUCACGCUGGAGAUCUGCACCAAAAGAUCCUCUCCAUGGCCUCCUUCCUCAUUUUCUAUGUCAUCCCCCUGCUGGUCAUAUCGGUGUACUACACCUUCAUCGCCCGCAGCCUGAUGAGGAGUGCUUCAAACCUUCCUGUGGAGGGGAACGCUCACGCCCGACAGCAGGUGGAAGCCAGGAAGCGUCUGGCCAAGACUGUGCUGGUGUUUGUUGGUCUCUUUGCAUUGUGCUGGCUGCCCAGUCACGUCAUCUACUUGUACCGCUCCUAUCACUACUCACAGGUGGACACUUCCCUGGCUCACUUCUUGUGCAGCGUGGUCGCUCGAAUCCUGGCCUUCACCAACUCCUGCCUGAACCCCUUCGCUCUGUACCUGCUGAGCAAGAGCUUCCAGAAGCAGUUCAACCAGCAGCUGUGCUGCUGCUGCCGGAGGGUCUUUGAACGCACCGCACAGAGUCCGAGUCACUACAACACCCGCAUGAGCUCCGUACGCAGCACCAACCAUUCAUCGGCAAGUCUGAGCAACGGCAGGAGAGGCUACCAGGAGGACUGUGUGUGAGAGAGUGUGUGUGAGAGAGAGUGUGUGUGUGAGAGAGAGAGAGUGUGUGUGAGUGUUUGUGUUUGUGUGUGUGUGUGAGAGAGAGAGAGAGAGAGAGAGAGAGAGAGAGAGAGAGAGAGAAAGAGGUAAAGAACAGGGCAGUGUGAGAUUGUGUGCGUGUGUGUGUUUGAGAGUGUGUGUGUGUGUGUGUGUGUGUGUGUGUGUGUGUGUGUGAGAGAGAGUGUGUAUGUGUGAGAAAAGGACCAUGCGUAUGUGUUUUUACACUGCUUUUCUUCAGUAAUCAACAUCACAUCAGGUGACCGAUAAAAUCAGAUCCAUUGAUUUGCUAACGGAGGCUGAAGUCAGCGUCUGAUCCAACCAAUCAUCUGCUGAGGACAGAAAGGUCGUAACAGACGCAGCAUCCAUUAAGUCUACACAGUGACUCAAGUCUUUAAUCCAGAGGAUGAAAGGAGACAACGUGUGUCUUUCUUUAACCAAGACCAGAAUCAAGAGUUUCUCCUUCAUGAACUAGGAGCUGUGAGGACCUGGAGACAGCCACCAGCUACUUCAAUCAUAUUCAACUGCCUCCAUCAGCACCCAGAAGGUCCCUCCAUUAGCACCCAGGAGGAGCUCCCUCCAUCGGCACCCAGGAGCUCCCUCCAUCGGCACCCAGGAGCUCCCUCCAUCGGCACACAGGAGCUCCCUCCAUCGGCACCCAGGAGCUCCCUCCAUCGGCACCCAGGAGCUCCCUCCAUCGGCACACAGGAGCUCCCUCCAUCGGCACACAGGAGCUCCCUCCAUCGGCACACAGAAGCUCCAUCCAUCAGCACAGUGGAGCCCCCUCCAUCAACACCGAGGAGCUCCCUCCAUCAACACCGAGGAGCUCCCUCCAUCAACACCGAGGAGCUCCCUCCAUCAACACUGUGGAGCUCCAUCCAUGAGCACAGAGGAGCUCCCUCCAUCAGCUGCAGCUCUUCUAUCUUUGUGUUCACGAUGCGACCAUGUAAAUGUUGAGAUUCCAAUAUUUGACAUGUUUAGUUUGAAACCAUGCAAACGUGUUCACUUGUGCUAUGAGCAAUGAGCUGAGGCUCAUUUGAAUGUAAUUGGAGUUUUUUUUUUACAUUCAGACUCAUAACUAUCUUUAAAUGUUUAUCUUUAAAUGUUUUCAGCAACACUGCAAAUCAAUAAGUAAUGUUUCUAGAACAGGGUUGAGUCCGGCUGCUUCACACUGACUGAGUGACGCACAGCAUCAAGUCAGUGAUGAAUGCAGGAAGCGGUGAAGAUCAGCCCGGGCUGUUUGCAUGAACGAUCAAUGAUCAGAAAUUAGGGAAGUCUGCAGCGGAACUGCAGAAGAAAGGAUGACCUUCUGUACAAUUACACAUCAAAUAUGGAAAUAAGGAGGCUCAGCGCCCGAGGUAAGAUUGAUUAGAACAUGUGACCUUUCCUCUAACCAGCACAGCUCCAGCACAGACUGGCAGUAAUGAACAGUUCAAAAAGCUAUUGUUAAUUCAGGGUCCUCAGGAAAAAAGAGCGCCAACACCUCCAGGAUGAACAAGGUGUUAAAUCAGGAGAUGAGCCGAGGUGACACCGAGCACAUGGCGAGCUACUGUUCACUGAGAGCGCACAUGCAGAACUCUGAGCCUGAAGUGAAGAAUAAGAGUUAGAUAGAAACUCAACCGUCUGUUGUCACGAUGGAGGAAUUAGAUGGGCUGUGAUCGCUCAACAUGGUUUGAAUCUGUUGAUAGAGUCUGAUUGGUUCGAACGGAGGCCAGUCUGAGAACAACACUCUCUUACCCCUUUUCGAACAAGGCAGUUUCAGGGCCGGUGCUCAGUUGAGAACCGGCUUUUCGUGUUUGGACUGUGACUGAAGCGGCUCCGACUCUUUGCUGGUCUAGAACCGCAAACCGCUUAAGUCAGGGGCAAGGUUGCCGUGAUCAAAACCACAAACAAAAAUGUUUCCACCAUUGUCCUGCAGUGAAAAUAUAAGAGACUAAUGAAUUCCAAGGCAAAGCAGUGGUCGGCCGAGGGGAAAAGCUGUCAUUGUACGCCAUUGUUGUUGUGAGGGAAAGUUUGCACUAGCGCUGCUGGGAAAAGCUGUUAUGUAAAUCUGACGUAAUGAGGUGCCUCUUCCACGGGCUCGAGUGGGCAGAAAACCAAACAAGUCCUGCACUGGUUCGCAAGCUCAUCCAGCUCCGAAACAGCGCGAGCACCAGCCCAGAAAAACAACCCGGCUCGUGUUGGUUGAAAAAGAGGAUUCAGAGACACCAGAUUCAGUCUGAGGUCCGAACAUGUCGACCCUUCACGAUCCACAGAGUGCUUUUAAAGUUAAAUAUAUAAAUAAUGAUUAUUAUCAGAAUCACAGUUUUAUGAAUAACUUGUUGUGCUUUUGCUUUAAAUGUUGCCAAAAGAUGUAAGUUGACUUUGUGCUGUAUCCCUGUGUGUCCCUGUGUCUGUGUGUGGACGUGAACCUCCUGCUCUCUGUGUCUGUGGAGCUUCUUCUGUGUGUGGACAUGAACCUCCUGCUCUCUGUGUCUGUGGAGCUUCUUCUGUGUGUGGACAUGAACCUCCUGCUCUCUGUGUCUGUGGAGUUUCUUCUGUUUGGACGUGACCUCCUGCUCUCUGUGGAGCUUCUUCUGUGUGGAUGUGAACCUCCUGCUCUCUCUGGAGCUUCUUCUGUGUGGACGUGAACCUCCUGCUCUCUGUGGAGCUUCUUCUGUGUGUGGAUGUGAACCACCUGCUCUCUGUGGAGCUUCUUCUGUGUGUGGAAGUGAACUUCCUGCUCUCUGUCUCUGUGGAGCUUCUUCUGUGUGUGGAUGUGAACCUCCUGCUUUCUGUGGAGCUUCUUCUGUGUGUGGAAGUGAACCUCCUGCUCUCUGUGGAGCUUCUUCUGUGUGUGGAAGUGAACUUCCUGCUCUCUGUCUCUGUGGAGCUUCUUCUGUGUGUGGACGUGAACCUCCUGCUCUCUGUGGAGCUUCUUCUGUGUGUGGAAGUGAACUUCCUGCUCUCUGUCUCUGUGGAGCUUCUUCUGUGUGUGGAUGUGAACCUCCUGCUUUCUGUGGAGCUUCUUCUGUGUGUGGAAGUGAACCUCCUGCUCUCUGUGGAGCUUCUUCUGUGUGUGGAUGUGAACCUCCUGCUCUCUGUGGAGCUUCUUCUGUGUGUGGAAGUGAACCUCCUGCUCUCUGUGGAGCUUCUUCUGUGUGUGGAGCUGAACCUCCUGCUCUCUGUGGAGCUUCUUCUGUGUGUGGACGUGAACCUCCUGCUCUCUGUGUCUGUUGGUGUCUCACGCUGUGAUAGCUUUGAAUGUUCAGUGUAGCUUCAGAGACGUGUUUUAAAUGUUGGUUGUCCUCUGAUUACAGAAUGUCACUGAGCUGUUAAACAGUGAAUGUAUUUAUAAAAAAAAGAACUGAAAUAAAUCAUGAAUGUGUUUAUAUCUCCUGAUGCUGUGUGCUGAUGCAACUCAAGGAUUUAAAGCGGACAUGAUGUCCUGAUUCAGUUUGAGUUGAAUGUAAAGUGCAUGAAACAGUGUUUGAUUUCAGCGUUAUGCAGCGUGUUAGAAAGAGACUCAGCCAGACUCUGCUGGCUGUUUGUGCACCAGAUGGUUUCUGCAGCGCUGCGUUCACUGACAUGAUUACUCUACACACGCUGGAUUUACAGUCUCUAUCCCACAAACAAUGUCCUGAUUUGGGGUUUCAAGCUGAAAGAGAACACAGAGAGCUUUAUAAUCAGUCUCCAUCAGGCUGAAUGCACUUUGCCAAAUUUUUGUUCUGCACGGUCUCAAGCAUCUACUUAAUGUUUCACCGUCAUGAUCAUGCUUUCUCUGCGGAAAGUCUUCAAUGUAAUAAAGAAAUGAAAGCAUGUUUUCAAGUAAAAGGUAUGAUACAAACAAUAAAAGGUCAUUAAGUGAAUAUUAA